Messenger RNA from Hippoglossus stenolepis (Pacific halibut), 7409 nucleotides. Its product is annotated as homeobox-containing protein 1. Gene Ontology annotation, cellular component: nucleus. Gene Ontology annotation, biological process: positive regulation of DNA-templated transcription. Bases 264 to 1604 code for a protein of 446 amino acids. NCBI's taxonomy places the organism in Eukaryota, Metazoa, Chordata, Actinopteri, Pleuronectiformes, Pleuronectidae. The record is from RefSeq and is a predicted model, not a curated record. The transcript is spliced from 8 exons. Gene Ontology annotation, molecular function: double-stranded telomeric DNA binding.
GUGAUCAGCAGCUCGCAGUGUGUGUAGUCUCUCACUCCAACUUCUGUGAACUGCGACUCCCGUCGUUCCUUGCGUCGCAGUGUCAACAUGGCGCCUGUCUGCCGGACAAAAGGCGAAUCUGUCUGACGGCGGAUUGAAACCCAAUUAGAAACGGAGGAGACAUUUUGGGAAAACUGUCAGUGUCGGUGAGUCCUGGCGCCGCGAGGCAGCAGAUACAUGUUGGAGUAAAUGUGCGCGGAGGCUCUGGCACUGGAAUAAUCAGGAUGUUCCAGCAGGGUGAAGAGCCUCGUUUCACCAUCGAGCAGAUCGACCUCCUCCAGAGGCUAAGGAGAACGGGGAUCACCCAUGCGGAGGUCCUCCAUGCCCUGGACACCCUGGACCACCUGGACCGGCAACAUGGACAUAAGUUGAGCCACAAACCUUCCUACAUGCCUCCCUCGUCUUCUUCCAGCACCGUCGCCGCCUCUUCAUCCAUGACUUCCGCUGCCACUCAGACAAGCUUCCCUGACAACCAACUUUCCAUGUCACCCAACAAUAACUUCGACACCACCUCCCUGCCUCUGCCGGUUCCAGUUGCCUCACCUGUCGUUAUGGCAGCUGUGGCUCAGAACGGCCUGGUUGCCGUCAGCAAUGGGAGGCUGUCACCGCCGCGGUUUCCUCUCGGCGUGGUUGGCGGCAGUGUGACUGCACCAGGCUACGGGUUUGAGGCCAGUGAAGAGGACAUAGAUGUUGAUGAAAAGGUGGAGGACUUGAUGAGAAGGGACAGCGCUUUGAUCAAAGAGGAGAUUAAGUCCUUUCUGGCGAACAGGCGGAUUUCCCAGGCCGUGGUCGCUCAGGUAACCGGGAUCAGUCAGAGUCGGAUCUCCCAUUGGCUCCUGCAGCAGGGGUCUGACCUCAGCGAGCAGAAGAAACGAGCCUUCUUCCGCUGGUACCAGCUGGAGAAGACUAACCCGGGUAACACCACUGCCCAUCUCCCACAUAACCUUGCCUCUUCUUCCACUUGUGAACACUAUUUUACUCCUAAGAAAAAGAGAGCUGUUUUGCUGUCAUUGAACAAUGACUACACUGUCAAGAUGUGUGGAAUGUCGAUAUGCUAUGAUCAGGUUUGUGUUUUUGAAGAAGCAGCCAUCUUGGAGAGUCACGGAAUCGAGGUUCAGAGUCCUGGAGGUCAGUCCAACAGCGACGAGGUGGAUGGCAACGACUUCCCUGACCAGGGAUGUGAGGUUUCUUUAUUUGACAAGAGAGCUUCAGCCAGGCAGUUUGGGUUCAGCAGAGCCGACCUCUCAUCUCCAACCCAGGUUCCCACACUGCUCCCCAGCUGGUUCUCCGCUCUGGGUAGAGGAGGCUUGUCCGGACAGAGGGGCACGUCUCUGAUUGGCCGCUCCCUAGUGACAGGGACGGGUCCUCAGGCAGAAGGAUCCAGACUGACAGGCGUGUCCUGGUCUCCGCCGUCCCCUUCUCUCCAGGACGAACCCACCAUCCACAGCGUGCUGUCCGAGCCCCAGGACCCCGUCGGGUUGGAGAAGGCAGCUGCCAGUCGGGUGGAAGGGGCGGGCUGCAGCGUGGGGAAUGAUAUCAAGACGGAAAUGCUUGAGGAUGACUGAAGAGGGUGGUUGAUACUGGAGUUGUCAGAAAACAGGUGUGUUAAUAUGCAAGCUGAUUUUAUAGGAAUGUAAUAAGUGGAAAAAAAUGACCAAAAGUCGUGUAAACGCCAACCCUGAGAUACCUCCCAACCCUACCUCCAACCAUCAACCUGCUCUGCUAUGCUCUUAUAGGCAUUACUAGUGUAUUAUAACAAUGACAAUAAUAAUAACGAUUAACUUCUAUAUGUCAAAGUCCUCGUCAGAUGACUGUGGAAUAUUUCAAAUGCCUUCAUAACAAGAAAAUCAGAUAAAGAAAGUGAAAUAAAUGACAAAUCAAUCAAUUAUGAGACAGAAAAUGCAGAGUAUCAUCAAAAGUAACGUGUGUUGUCUUACACAUUAUUCUUUGUUAUUAAGGCAUUUUUAAUCCUCCAUAGAGAGACUGACUUAGUAACAGGACUUGAUGUUUUGUGCAGAUUUCCUUGAUAAACUGCGUUUUUACAGACACUGUAUUCAUCACGGGAUUCAAUAGAUUUCAGGGUCUUGCACUGUGAUCACAACACAACUGAACAGCCUCAAAAAACUAAAUACAUGAAUUUGACAGUUAAGUUCAUUUUAACUGCUUGUUUUAAAAUCAGAGUUAUGUAAUUCAUGUCAUCACAGUUGAUUACAUUUCACAUUCGCUGUUGAUUCCUUCCAGUGAGAAGAACAGCAGAAUAAGCUCCGUUUUUUUUUUUUAAAGUCACGGUCACGUUACAGCUUAAGAUGACUAAAAAUGACCAGUUCCUCUGUCCCCCACCCUGAUGAAAUAAGCUCAACAUAUGGAAGCAAAGAAUGGGCACAAUAAUUUUAAUUUGAACACAUUUUUUCCCAAUUUUACAACCAUUUCUUAUGGUCACAAACUCUGAUAUAACUCCAGCUGUCCAGGUUUUCCACUUGUCUGAGCUGCUCUUCCUUGGACGACAUGCAAAAUGUAACACAACCUCAUUGCUUUGUCUUGGCUGCUUGAAUUUGAAUUUCUGUUUGGAAAUAUAUGUGUAAAAAAAUCAAAAGGUGCUUUUUGGUGCUAAAGUGAUGGAAGUUUGUCAGUUUAAAAUGGGCGACUGGAAUUUUUGACUUUAUGAAAUAAUGAGUGAUCUUUUUUUAGAAUUUUAAGAAUUCUUUUCAGGUUUCUCCAAUUUAAAUGUUAGAAAAUAAUAUUUUCUAUUAUAUUACACAACUUAAAAUGAGCUACUGAAAUUUUUAAAGAGGAAUUCAAGCCCCAUGAGCAGCACCAUACUUCACUGCUAUAAAUCAGGUGGUAAAUGAAUGACACUCAGUAGAGCGCAUACCUCGUUGCACACACUCAUAGAUAUCAGUCUUCUAAAUGGGUCUGAUUUUCCUCAUCAAGAUCCAUGAUUUAUUCAGUGGGAAUUGUUCAAAUUGGUGAAAAAACAACCCCACAAUUUUAAAGAAAGUGGGGAAAAAAAAGAUCCUGAUCCUAACAAAGUUUAGUAGUUGCCUCUUCCCCGACCCAUAACACAUGCUUCCACCAAGUUGUGUAGUAAAAAAUAAACAAACAAACAAACCAAUGCCUGGGGUGAAAACCUCCUCGGCAGAAGUAAUUCAAAUUGUUAUCGCCUCUUUGCUUCCAUAUCAAUAUCAAAUGAUUAAGAAAGAAAAAGUGACUCAACACAAAUGUCACAUGUCGCCAAAUACAGAUUUGUGUAAAAACUAGAAAUGUGAGCGUCCAGACGACCAAGUGUUCUCUAUUCAUUUGUGCCCUGUUCCGUGACGGAUGCUCAGGCAGAAUGAAUGAUCACUGUGAGAUCAUCUAUAAUCAAUAGAAUCAGCUGGGAGGGUUCAACAGUUUAAUCAAACUGUUUAGAUAUUACAGAUUCAAGUGUAAAGUGAAUACAUGAAUAUAAUAGAGGCGUAUGUACGCAUACGUACACACAUACGUAUAUACAGUAUAUAUAUGAUAUAAACUGUGAGGGUAUGUGUAUAUGUGCCCGGAUCCAUUUCUAUUUACAGUAUAUAAACAUAUUAGCUUCUAAGGAGAGAAACUAUCAAUAUGAGUCUUUGUUGUUGGCAAAAGGUGAGUGAAGCAUUAGCCAAAGUAUUAAGUUGAAAGUUUCUGUAUUUUCUGAGUGUAUGAUAGUCCUGGAUUGAAUUAUGUAUUAGAGAUAUGCUAAUCAAUGAUGCAUCAGAUGUGUCACAUUAUCGCAAAGCUAAAUGCAUCGUGUUCCUCUGUAGGUAUAUCUGUGUUCGUGCCCGAUAUGCCAUGUGUUCUAAACACACAUGUUCACGUUUCAACUCAGUUUUCUUUUUAAAUGACACUUUAUUGGAUAAAUGUCAUGGUGCUUAAGAGUCGCUGCUGGUCCAACACUUCAUGGUCAGUGUCAGUGACGGAACACAUAGCCAGAAGGAAAAAAAAGAUUAGAGAAACUGAGGGUGUUCCUCAGAAAGCUAAGAGUUAGAUUCUUUAGAGACGAUCACAACGAGAAGUCGUCUAUCUGAAACAUAAAUGUUUGAUCACACGAGUCACAUCUAGAAAUAUUUAUCCCAGUACAGCCGCUGUAGAAGUCCCAUCUGUUCUCUGCUUUACAAUAAAAUCCUCAUGGGUUUAGCCCUUUAGACCAGAGUCUAACUACUGGUUGGAUGAGAAAAUACUAAUAAACUAGCAGGAGACAUGAUUAUCUCAUCAUUAUUCAUCCCACUUUUGUGUCCACGAUAUUCAUCUCAUCCAAAACACUUUUGUUUGGGUAAGAUUGCAGAUGUGUUUGCCUUUAGAAACAACAAAUUAAAUUCCAUCCAUCAUCUAUACCACUUAUACUUUGAGGGUCGUGGGGAAGCUGGAGCCAAUCCCAGCAGACAUUGGGUGAGAAGCAGGGUACAUCCUGCACAGGUCACCAGUGUAUCACAGGGUCAACUUAUAGCGACAAGCAUCUGUUCACACUCACAUCUACAGUUUAGUGUCUCCGGUUAAUCUAACCCGAGUUUGCAUGUGUCUGGACUGUGGGAGGAAGCCAGAGAAAAAGAUGCAAGCUCCACACAGAUAUUUAGAAUCAGAACCUUCUUGCUUUGAGGUGACAGUGCUAACCACUGCCCCCCUGUGUCACCCAGCAAGCAUUCUUAUUAUUUCCAUAAUCAUAAAAUCUCCCAUAUAAUCCACUAAUAUCUGGUUUCUGCAGUGUGAAUGGAUACAAUCAGCAUUCACUCCCUGGUCAAAUGACUCUGCAGUUUAAUCGGCUCUGACUCCAAUCGGUAGUGAUGGAGACACUUGGGUGAACACGCUAAUUUGGCAACAAAGCAAGUGAGAGAGCACCUCAGUUGUUGGCGCCCUCCUAACUUCGAAAAUGACUCAUUGGGGGAAAACAGAAAAAUAACCUUUUUUAACGGGUUUACCUGUGUUUUAAACAACUCUGUAUACCUGCUAAUGUUGGUGUAAAAGAGGAUGAGGGUGUAGUGAGUCAGAAGCAAAACAAUGAGCUAAAACAGGCUGACAGAGUGUGAUGGUCACAGUAUCCCACACGUUUGUUCCUGUUUCUAUAUCAAUUAGUGUAGCUUGGCUCCCUGAUGAGGUUUUAAUUCAAACAUUUCAAUGAUGCUGAUUAUUAGUCAACUUCAGCAGCUGAUCCUUGAUAAAUGAUUGUGUUGUCAGUAGUGUAGUCAGCUACUUCUGUUUUAUUGUGUGACACAGGUGUUGCUGUGGGGCAGCUGGUAGAAAUAGCUCUCUAUCUUUAGUACAUCAGCUGUGAUCCAGCUCCAUGGAACCAUGUCCCUGAUGUGACAUUAGUUAUUCAGCACAUGAGAUGUACUGGAUGAUUUUAAGUUAAAGUGCCUUAUUUUUUACAGUGUACAGGAUCAGUGCAGGCCGGAGGUCUCCUACAGCGGCUGUAAACACAUGAGUAAUGCUAAGCUAAGCUACAUAUGAACAGUGAAGUGGCUUCAUCGUUGUUGAUCACCAGGUGCUUUACAGGCUCAGCUACUAGUUCAGAGUUAAACACUCGACACAUAUACCUCACUAACAAUCAAACUACCCCCUUAGCUACAGUAUAAGCUACACCUGCUCCGCAGCUGCUGUAAUGUGAAUCAACGCCCGGGCCGCUGGGAAUUAAAGAAGCUGUAAAGACAGCGCACGCUGGCUAAUAACAAACUUCAGUGUCCUUUUUAAAGGGAAAUUCCCUCAAACUCGAGCCAAUAAAUAUUCAUUUGGAAAGUAAAGGGAAGUUCCACUCCAGAAAAAAACAUAUAUUUGUUCAUCAGCUCAGAGUCCAUGGAAUAAAUGUAUAAUAGUUUAUUUUGCUCCUCAUCCUGGUGGAGUCCAAACACGUCGUCAGUGUUGGCUUCAGACUGAGCGUCUAAGAAAGUGUUAAACUUAGUGGUGGAAUGUCUCUUUAGUCGUGCGGCAGCAGAGCUGUCCUGGUGUCUUUGCUUUAAGCAGUUAGACUCUGAGGCAUCACUUAUGUAGCUGUGUCAUCAAUAUAUGAUUAUUUACACCAAAAAUAUCAAACCAACCCCUCCCAGGGUUGGAAAUGUUUUUUUUUUCUUCUUUUGAAUCUGCCAAGCAGAAGCCUUUCUGAAGUGAAUCUGUGGAUUCAUUUGAGACAAAGUGCUGUUCUGAGAUUAUUUCAGCAUUUGAAAUGCUUUAAGUUGCUGCCUUCAUGGUCUUAUCGUGAAGUUGUACUUUAGAGUUCUGAUGCAGGAAAUUGAAAGAUUGUCAUUAUCCUUGUUUUUGUGUCAUUAUAGAGCCAAGAAAUCUGAAAGCAAAAAUUCAACAAAUUAAAAACAAAAGAUUUGACACGCAUGCUUAAUGAGGAACCACAAACUAAAUGAAACUGUAAAUGAGACAAGCUGCUGUCUUUUAAUUUUUUUUUGUGGAAAAGUUGUUGCUCUCAGAUUUUCUUCCUGCCUUGUUUGUUGCACAUGUUCUGUAGGUGGGUGUAAUCCACCUGCGUUAAUGUACAUUUCAACAUAAAAAAAAAUCUCAAUCUAUAAAAGCAGAAAGUGAAAGUCUUUUCAUAUAAUAAAAAAAGUUAUAUCAUAUUAUAUUUCCCUUAAAAACUCAAAGCAUUUUGCUCUUCCAGUCAGUGUGUCAGACUUUGUCUCUGACGACAGCGCGUUUUCUUCUCUGGUUUAAAUGCAGUUCUAUCUUCAGCCUUCAUUCCUCUGUUGCCUUUGUUUUGUUUUUAAACGGCGAGCAUCCUUCACUGCUGAAUCAGAUCAGGUCCUGGAACAUGUGUACGUGUGUCCAGGCAUUCACUGUUUUCUCGAUCACAUUCAUUAUUACCCAUUGUCGUCUCUUUCUCAACAAACACAGCAGAGUAAAUAUGUACUGGAUCUUAGAUGUCUUCACUGGCUCCCAGUAAGGCAGACUGGGCUGUAGAGGCUCCAUCUGAUCUGAGAUCUGCUGCCUGAACUUUUAUUUUACUGGGAAAAAGACAGUUAUUGUGAAAGCAUCCAGCUAAAAAAAACGUGGAUGUUCCGUCUUAAUGUUCAUUUAAUCAGCCAAUGACUGGAAAUGCGUCUAAAAACAUUUGAUCUGCUAUUUCAUUCUGGAAAUAAACUCUUGAAUAAUUCUGUGUAAGAAGAAAAGUAUCGAACCCUCAGCAGGAUGUUUGUUGUAGCAGUUUGAAUGUUUGUUUUUCUUUUGAAUCCCCUCUCGUUCUCUUCUAUUUCAAGAUUUAGUGCCUUUUUUGGACGGUAGACUGUUCUGUAAUCGCUAUGUAGAAAAUCUACAUAUGCCUUUUGUUACUUUUUCAUCUGUUGGAUAAACCUGAUUUGUUAUUUUUAAGGUGUGUUUUUAUUGAUAUUAUAUUUACAAGGGAAUAAAAACUGAUCAGUCCA